UCUACAGCAUAAUCUUCCUAACUGGCCAGCGUUAUUUAAACCUCUCUAUAUCAUAUACAAUUUCACGCAUCCUUUCAUAAUAACGGCCGCUGUGCACAUUCAAUAUCGGUCUAGGAAGUAUACACAGUGAGUAUCUGUCAUGGCAACAGUACAGAAAAAGCGCGUGGUGGUUGUGGGAGGUGGAAUUGCAGGCGCCACCGCUGUGAAGGCGUUGGAAAACCACGCAGAUGUUACGCUAAUUGAUCCGAAGGAAUAUUUUGAGAUCCCGUGGGCUAAAUUGAGGUGCACGGUAGAGCCAAGCUUUGGAGAAAGAUCUGUGUUUCUGCACAACGAAUAUUUGAAGAAAGCAAAGCUUAUAACUUCUGCGGUAACAAAUGCUACAGAGGAGGCCGUGGUGACUGCCUCGGGACAGAGUGUAAAGUUUGAUUAUCUGGUGCUCGCCACAGGCACUGCAUACGAUGGCCCUCGCACUAAAGCAGACAGACUCGGGCAAUUUCAAGCAGACAGCAAGAAGAUUAAGGAUGCCAAAACAAUUUUGAUAAUUGGAGGAGGACCCACUGGAGUGGAGCUAGCUGGGGAGAUAGCAGUGGACUUUCCAGAGAAAAAGGUUAUCAUUUUGCACGCUGGGUCCAGGCUUCUUGAAUUUGUGGGAGAAAAGGCCUCUAGAAAGACUCUGGCCUUCCUGAAGAAAAAGAAAGUGGAAGUGCAUUUCAAUGAGCGCAUUGAUCUUAACAGCAUUACCGAGACCACAACAAGCUUUACUACAAGCAGUGGAAAGACCAUCCACGCAGAUUGCCAUUUUGUGUGCAUUGGCAAGAGGUUAGGAUCCUCCUGGAUGAAAGAUUCAAUGUUUGGAAAUGCUGUGGAUGGACGAGGCCAAAUUAAGGUGGACAGCUCCCUGAGAGUUGAAGGAACAAGUAAUGUGUUUGCAGCUGGAGAUGUUAUUAAUGUCAAGGAAUUGAAGCAAGGAAUGUGUGCACAGAAGCAUGCCCAAGUGAUUGCAGAGAACAUCAAGAAGCUAUCAAAAAAUCCCAAGCAGAGUAAAUUGGGCACCUACAAAGCAAGUCCAGAUAUGGCCAUUGUGACUCUGGGAAGAAACAUAGCAAUGGGGCAAUUCCCCUUUGGGACAUUCUGUGGCCGCAUUCCCGGCAUGAUUAAGUCCAAAGAUUUGUUCGUUGGUCCUACUCGCAAAGGCCUUGGUCUAAAAUCAUAAUCAUUCAUAAAGAAAACCAGAGCUAUAUGGAGUCCUAUUGUACUACUAAAGUGUUUUUUUGUGCUAUCAUGUGCAUCUAGGAAUAAGCUAUGUUGCAGGGUUGUUUCAAGCUGAAAUAUUCCUUGUUCGUAAGCAUAGUAUCAACUAAGAAAGUUUGUUGCAAGUCAGAUAUCAGUGUGGUCGGUUCAGUUGGUGCUUAUAAAGUUGUCCCGACUUUUCGUUUGUUGAUUUGAUUAGAACUUAAAAGUUUGUAUUUCUACAGCAGCUUUGACAGUGCUUCAUGUUUGCAUGAAUUUUUGUAAUCAUAAGAAUCCUUUUACGUAUUGCAAAGAAGAUGGUUUUAAUUAUCUAAAAA
This is a messenger RNA of Cryptomeria japonica (Japanese cedar), 1568 nucleotides long. RefSeq lists its product as uncharacterized. Gene Ontology annotation, molecular function: electron-transferring-flavoprotein dehydrogenase activity; flavin adenine dinucleotide binding. The record is from RefSeq and is a predicted model, not a curated record. Bases 140 to 1213 code for a protein of 357 amino acids. Lineage: Eukaryota; Viridiplantae; Streptophyta; Pinopsida; Cupressales; Cupressaceae. The transcript is spliced from 4 exons. Gene Ontology annotation, cellular component: cytoplasm.